AAAGUAAUUAAAUAAAUGGAUUACCUUGGAGACAAACUGACAGUGGCACAAACUCACAUGACCCAGUGGAUGGGCACAGUGCGGAGAUCCUUGCAGGAAGCACUAAAUUUAGUCACUACUGCGGUGGCUCAUGAGCGGAGUGGAGGGGAAGGUGGCACCAGGACUCCCUUCAAGAGAACCUCUUCCUUCAGGCACUUUGCAUCCCGGAGCAGAGAGUCCUUCCGAAGGUUUUCAGUGCGGAGUCAGCAGAGGUUUUCCUCUUUGAGGAAGAGGCAGCCCAGCUCAGAGCCACCCGAGCUCGACCAGCUGAGGCAAUGCUUCUCCAGGCAGCCGCCGGGGGCGAAGGACACGGACACGCUGGUGCAGGAGCCCGACAGCCAGUACGGCACCUGGAACGAGCAGAGGCACAGCAGAGACAGCUUUGUGGGAGAAUCUCCUUCCCUGGACAAUGAGGUGGUGUCAGGGCGGAAGCAGCCCCAGGGCAGCCAUCCAUCCUCGCUGUCCUCACAGACAGAGCCACCCUCCCUGGCUGAGCACCAUGACAUCCCCAAAGACCAAAGGAGCACCAGCCUGGACCGUUCCAGCACAGACAUGGACUCCACUGAUGGCACUGAUUUGCCUCCUCCAGGGGACACCCUCCCUGAGGACAAGAGCAGUUAUUUCUCCUUCAUUGAUCACACAGCUGUCCUGGACUCCAGUGCUCUGAAGACUCGGGUGCAGCUGAGCAAGAAGCGCCGGUGCCGGGCGCCCGCGUCGCUGCGCAGGAGCAGAGGGCUGGACCUGGAGAGCAGGUUUUCCUUGACAGAAGAGACAGACAAUGGCUGGAUGUUCAAAGAUUCCACAGAGAAGAAAAAUAUGCAGCAGGAAGAUUCUGAGGAGGAAGACAAGAUCCAGCACACUCCGAGGUCUUCUUCUGUGCAAGCCCAGAGACUGCCUGUGUUCCCAGGGAUGGAUCACUCUGUCCUCAAGGCCCAACUGCGGAAAAGACAGGAGUCUGAGAGCACUGGUGACAUGGGCUCUGCUCAGCUCUUCAAAUCCCCCAAAGCACAGCUCGGCACUCCCGGCAGCAGAGUGCUGCCCUCCAGUGUGGAAAAGGAGGACAGGUCAGACGAAAAGUCUCCUCAGUGGCUGAAGGAGCUGAAAUCAAAGAAGAGACAGAGCCAUUAUGAGAAUCAGGUUUGAAAAGACAGUGAUUCUAACUAGGAGAAGAUAAAGAAGUUUAACAGAAGCCUUAACUCAUCUGAACCUAAACCCCCAUGUCAUGUUGCUGCUGUUUGCUUCCUGCCUCAACUGCUCUGUGCAUGGUGCCUUCCUGUUUUGUGGAGAAAAGCUGCUUCAGUUCAUAGUCAAAUACAAAGCUAUGUCUGUCAGGGCAGGGGGACAGUGGCACUUCAGACCUGCCUGCCAGGAGAACCCCCCUGGGUCACGGUUAGCACUUCAGAAAGUCUUGGAAAACAGAGAUAUUUGGGAGUGCUGUGAUCCAGGGAACUCCCCUCUCUGUGGAACACACUCUGUAGGUGUUCACCUCUGGGAGAUGUGUCUGGUUGGGCUUUGUGUUUGUUUAUGAAAAUAAUAAUUUUAAUCAAAUUUAUCUCUUUUUUUUUUCUUUGUUUUUUUUUUGUGAACAAAUAGUAAGCUCAUAUUUAGAAUGAAAUUUGUGGAAGGUGAGAGUGGAAGAACAAAUCAUGUUUACUGCCAUAUUGAAAAAGGAAACUUGAUUAUUUUUUGUAAAAUGUAUUUUUGAUUGGCUUGUAUUUACAUGUGAUCUGCUGACCUGGCAGAUGGAUAUAAUUUUUAGAUGAACAAAAUGUUAACUUUUGUCACUCUUGAAGUGGUAUAUUCUGUGUUUUGUCAGCAUGUGGAAUAAUUGCUUCAUUGGAAUGUCUUUCCUAAAAAUGAUCAAGCAAUAAUGUCAACCAGUUCUCUUUAAAAAAAAAAAAGUAAAAAUAUGUAAAUACUGUUUUUAUAACAAAAAAAAGGAAGGGAAGAGGGAGGAUGUUACACUCAUAUCAGGGUUCCAGUUAAUUGUUGAAUGUCACUUUAAUAGCAGUUCGGAUAGUCCCACUUCAUAUUUUUAUUUGUUAAUCUGUAAAUACCGGGUUUAAGUUUUUAUUUUUAUGCUGAUUUUGUGGGAUAGCCUAAAUGUGAUCUUGAGUUUCUCAGAUGAUUUCCUGUCUUUCCUUUGACAAGGUGUGCUGAUAGAGGAGUAGAGAUCUCCUGGACCACACGGGUGUUUGGGUAUCCCUAAUUCUCAGAUAUUCCCUGUCUCUGAGCACUCAUUCUGAACCACCAACCACCAUGGCCAUGGGAGCCAGGCUGGAUUCUUGCCCCAGAUAAGUGCUCUUCCAGUAACCUUUAAAAGCAUAGCCCAGGGAGGGAGGUGAUUCCAGGUGUUCCUCAGGCUCAACCAGGAAAACAUGGAAAAGGGAAAAGGAGAGUGGAGAGCUCUCCUCCCCUGGCAGAGCUCCUUGGGCUGCACUCCCCACGUCCUGCUGAGGGGCUCCUCUGCAUACAAACCAUAAAGCACCAGCACUUCAGCUCCUUUUCCUUUUGUCUUUUUUCCCAAUCAGCGUUUCGGGAGCGUGGCUCCCACGGGGCCUGCCUGGGCUACUGUCUGUCAGGCUUGGAGCUGCCAAAACCAUGUGCCAAUUCACCUUAUGGAGGAGUCACAGGAGAGGGAUUUGCAGUCCCAGUCUGCAGGAAAUAGCAGCAGGAUGGCAGGAGACAAGUCCCAUCUGCACAUCUCUCGCUCCCGGAUUUUAUUCCGGUGGCAGCUCCCUGUGCUCCCUGGAGAUGAGAUGGAGAUGUCUGUUCUGAUGUAGAAGUUUUUUUCCCCUGUUGCUUUGCCCUGUUUCUCACGGGAGCUGUUGCCACUGUUAGUUUGGCAGCCCCUCUGCUCCCUACAGAGCAGUGGUGCCCAGGAUUCCAGUGGAAUUUGGGGAUGGGCCCUGUCAGUGCAGCCACCACCAUUGACCAGCUCCAUUUAAAACCUUGCACAGAUUUCCUUCCUUCUCCUUUAGAUGAUGGUGGAAAAGGUGGCUCCUGGUAUGUUCUUUGGGGUGUAUUCCUGUGGCAGCACCCCAUGGGUGUGUCCCACAUGUGACACUCACCUGGGCCAGCCUGAGCAGCACGUGCAGGUGAGGAGGAUGAAGGUGGCAUGUCCAGAAGUCAGGCAAGUCCCUGCUCACAGGAACAUUCACACAGGCUGGGUUUUCCACUUCCACAGGUGACAGUGUUGCAUUCCCAACAGUUGGAGGAUUUACUGGUUCUUGGUCUAGGCCAGAAAUUCUGUAACUGUUUGUGUUGAGGAAACUGAGGGGAUUGACACGAGGUUUCCACAAAGCCCUUGAAUGUGUUUGCAUUUCCACAUCUGCUUGGACAAUGCACUGAAAUUACUGUAUCGAGUAGUUUAACCUACUACUGAGAAAUGUUUAAUGCUUAAAUGUCUAAUUAAAGAGCAUCUUUAGAAUGUUGUUGAAUGGGAAAGUGUUUUUUUUCUGCUCUGUUAUUUCUUUAUAUUGUACGUGGAUUAAAUAUCUUCUUCUCUUCGGGUUAUCACUCUGUAAUAAAAGAUAUAUAAAUAUGUUA
Molecule: messenger RNA, 3588 nt
Organism: Cinclus cinclus
Lineage: Eukaryota; Metazoa; Chordata; Aves; Passeriformes; Cinclidae
Product: KIAA1671 ortholog
Exons: 8
Coding region: 16-1182 (388 amino acids)
Source: RefSeq, a predicted model, not a curated record